This is a messenger RNA of Manis pentadactyla (Chinese pangolin), 920 nucleotides long. RefSeq names its product BUD31 homolog (gene BUD31). Bases 305 to 739 code for a protein of 144 amino acids. Gene Ontology annotation, cellular component: spliceosomal complex; nucleus. The transcript has 6 exons. Gene Ontology annotation, biological process: mRNA splicing, via spliceosome. NCBI's taxonomy places the organism in Eukaryota, Metazoa, Chordata, Mammalia, Pholidota, Manidae. The record is from RefSeq and is a predicted model, not a curated record.
CUACAGACACCUCAGAUGGCGGCACUCUACGCGCGAGAGGGAGAGGCUCAGCGAGGACCUCAUCCUGAAGACAUCACCUGGGAAGCGGAAGCCGCCCAUUGGCGAAGUGGCGGCAGACGGCGCUGUAGGUUUGAAAGAGAUUGAGGACCAAAGAGGGAAUGUGACCUCCCCCAAAUCACAGAGUAAUUGGUAGAGCUGGACAAGAACCAAACCAAAUUGUGUAACUGAAGAGACCAGAGAUCUUUCUGUUACACUCUUGGGAAGCAGACCCAAAGAUCUUUGCAAAUUAUCUUGUGGGGAAAUAAUGCCUAAAGUCAAAAGAAGCCGGAAAGCUCCUCCAGAUGGCUGGGAGUUGAUUGAGCCAACACUGGAUGAAUUAGAUCAAAAGAUGAGAGAAGCUGAGACAGAGCCUCAUGAAGGAAAGAGGAAAGUGGAAUCCCUGUGGCCCAUCUUCAGGAUCCACCACCAGAAAACCCGCUAUAUUUUUGACCUCUUCUACAAGCGGAAAGCCAUAAGCAGAGAACUGUAUGAAUACUGUAUUAAAGAAGGCUAUGCAGAUAAAAACCUGAUUGCAAAAUGGAAAAAGCAGGGUUAUGAGAAUUUGUGCUGCCUGCGGUGCAUUCAGACAAGGGACACCAAUUUUGGGACAAACUGUAUCUGCCGGGUCCCCAAAAGCAAGCUGGAAGUGGGCCGGAUCAUCGAGUGCACGCACUGCGGCUGCCGGGGCUGCUCUGGCUGAGGCCUACUGGCCCUGGCCUCUCUCCACCAUGGACUUUUUCUGCCUGUUGUGCCACCCACUUUCCUGGGAGCAGCUCCUCUCACAGGGUAGUGCCCCAGGCCUGAAUUGGACCAUAGUCUCUACAUAUGAAGGCUUUGGUGUUUAUUGGCUGUGAUUUGUAGAAAUAAAACUUUGAAACCUC